Molecule: messenger RNA, 4265 nt
Organism: Cavia porcellus (domestic guinea pig)
Lineage: Eukaryota; Metazoa; Chordata; Mammalia; Rodentia; Caviidae
Gene: Fermt1
Product: FERM domain containing kindlin 1
Exons: 15
Coding region: 153-2183 (676 amino acids)
Biological process (GO): cell-matrix adhesion; integrin-mediated signaling pathway
Cellular component (GO): focal adhesion
Molecular function (GO): integrin binding
Source: RefSeq, a predicted model, not a curated record
CGCAGGCCUCGCAGCGUCGCUGGGGCGCAGCCGUCGCCGGCCAGGUUCCGCCUGGGUGUCCUCUGCCCUGGCCCCGGGGACGCAGGUGUGGACGUGCGCGGUCGCCAGGCUGGACGCAGCAGGCCGGCACAGGAGACACCGCCUGUACCACGAUGUUCUCCAGUGACUUUGCAGCUGCAUCCUGGGAGCUCGUGGUCCGAGUUGACCACCCCACCGCAGAGGAGAGGAGGGACGUCACGCUGAGGGUGUCCGGGGACUUGCACGUGGGAGGCGUGAUGCUCAAGCUGGUGGAAGAGAUCAACGUCGCCCAGGACUGGUCUGACUUCGCCCUGUGGUGGGAGCAGAAGCAGUGCUGGCUCCUGAAAACGCACUGGACGCUGGACAAGUGCGGGGUGCAAGCUGAUGCCCGGCUCCUCUUCACACCACAGCACAAGAUGCUGCGCCUGCGCCUGCCCAACCAGAAGACCGUGAGGCUGCGGGUCAGCUUCUCGGCUGUGGUGUUCCGCGCCGUCGGGGACAUCUGCAGGGCUCUGAAUAUCAGAAGAUCAGAAGAACUCUCCUUGUUAAAGCCUCCUGAUGACUGUUUUAAGAAGAAAAAGAAGAAAGACAAAAAUAAUAAGGAGCCUGUAAUUGAAGAUAUUCUGAACCUAGAGAGUUCUCCAACAAGUUCAGGUUCCCCAGUAAGCGCUGGCUUAUACAGCAAGACCAUGACGCCCACCUACGACCCCGUCAAUGGAACGCCAGUGUCGUCCACCAUGACGUGGUUCAGUGACAGUCCCCUGACAGGACAAAGCUGCAGCGUCCUCGCCUCCAGCCAGCCUCCCCAGUCCCCGGAAGCACUGGCUGAUAUGUUCCAGCCACGGUCCCUGGUGGAUAAAGCCAAGCUCAACGCAGGGUGGCUGGAUUCCUCUCGCUCCCUCAUGGAACAAGGCAUCCGGGAGGAUGAGCAGCUCCUGCUGCGCUUUAAAUACUACUGUUUCUUUGACUUGAACCCUAAAUACGAUGUUGUCAGAAUAAACCAGCUCUACGAACAAGCCAGGUGGGCUGUGCUCUUGGAAGAGAUCGACUGCACAGAGGAGGAAAUGUUGAUCUUCGCAGCUCUCCAGUAUCACAUCAGCAAACUGUCACUGUCCACGGAAACUCAGGAUUGCACCAAGGAGUCUGAGGUGGAUGAAGUUGAAGCUGCACUUUCUAAUUUAGAAGUGACCCUGGAAGGUGGCAAGGCGGACAGCACUCUGGAGGACAUUACUGACAUCCCUACACUUUCAGAUAACCUCAAGUUAUUUAGGCCCAAGAAGCUGUUAUUAAAAGCUUUCAAACCAUAUUGGUUCGUCUUUAAAGACACAUCGAUAGCCUACUUCAAAAACAAGGAACUUGAACAAGGAGAACCCGUAGAAAAACUCAACCUCAAAGGCUGUGAAAUUGUACCAGAUGUGAAUGUAGCAGGGAGAAAAUUUGGAAUCAAGUUACUAAUCCCUGUCGCGGAUGGUAUGAACGAAGUGUACCUGAGAUGUGACAAUGAGAAUCAGUAUGCCCGGUGGAUGGCUGCCUGUGUCUUGGCAUCCAAGGGCAAAACCAUGGCAGACAGCUCCUACCAGCCCGAGGUCCUCAACAUCCUCUCAUUUCUGAGGAUGAAGAACCGCAACUCGUCGUCUGACGUGGCUUCUAGUCCCGAAAGCAUGGACAUGAACCCAGAAUGUUUUGUGUCCCCUCGGUGUGCAAAAAAGCACAAGUCUAAACAGCUGGCAGCCCGGAUCCUGGAAGCGCACCAGAACGUGGCCCAGAUGUCCCUUAUUGAAGCCAAGCUGCGCUUCAUUCAGGCCUGGCAGUCCCUACCGGAGUUCGGCCUCACCUACUACCUGGUCAGAUUUAAGGGAUUCAAGAAAGACGACAUUCUGGGAGUUUCGUACAAUAGGUUGAUCAGAAUCGACGCAGUCACUGGGAUUCCAAGUACAACGUGGAGAUUCACCAAUAUGAAGCAGUGGAAUGUCAACUGGGAAAUCCGGCAGGUGGCGAUCGAGUUUGACCAGAACGUGUCCAUCGCGUUCACCUGCCUGAGCGCGGACUGCAAGGUGGUACACGAGUACAUCGGUGGCUACAUCUUCCUGUCCACCCGCUCCAAGGACCAGAACGAGACGCUCGACGAGGACCUGUUUCACAAACUCACGGGUGGGCAGGACUGAUGCAGCGGGCCUGCCUGGCCUCGGCGGACAGUCUCGACCUCCCUGGGAAAGGGAAUCCGUGGAGCCAUGGACCUGCCUGGUGUGUGCUUGGACCAGUGGGCACCAGGUCCACCCUAGGGCCCCGCCUCACUGCAGCUCACCCUGUCCUGGCCACACUGUGCAACCCCACGCGGCAGCCUCCUCCAGGCACAGCUGGCAGCUGAGGAGAGGGAACACUGUUGGGUCGCCGAGACCUGGUGUUCAACAACAGCUCCGCCUUGCACUGGCUGGAAGCUGACCUGUGUUCGGGGACCCCACUGCUCGGUCAGUGUCAAAGACAAGGGAAAAUCCUGUGUAGUGAGCAUAAAGCCCAAGUCACAAACUGAGGAAUGAAGACGCAGGUCUUCCCUCCGGCGCAGGCGUGCGCCCCAGCCUCUGUACCACACUUGGUUCCUGGAGAUCUAGGCGGUGAGGGGGCAGGCAUGUUAUUGGUGUCAGCUGGCACAGAGAUCAAGGCAGUGGCCUUCGAGGUCACCCUUUUGUUACAGUGACAUCCGCCAAGGUGACCUUUGACCCAUCUGGUCUUGCCACACGGCUCCUCACCCACUAUUGCUGUCACCCGGAGCCCCCUUUCCAGCCCUGGGGAUCCCAGUGACACAUGAAAGUGCUCGAAGGCAUGGGUGACAGCACGGUGCCAGGAUCCACAUUCAGCUGCUUCCACUGUGCACUGGGGCUGGGGCAGUCAGGUGUGGUUUGCUGCUCAUAAAACCCAUCUCCCAGCCAUGGCCAAUGGUCCAGGGAGGGCUGCACCCAGCUGGCCACUGGACAGCCAGCAGACCUCCCCUCUGAGACUUUCAAGCUCACGGUUUGCAUGGUGGGGAAGGACUGCCGGGACCCGUGUUCUCCUGGCCGUGUCCCUCAGGACCUCAGGCCUUUAUAACACACAAGCAAGGCCCAGACCUCCUCCUCUGCCUCUGUUGUGUCACCUGCCUUCAGUCAUGAGCAUGAGCCACUUAGCAACCGCCUGAAACUGGCUUUCUACUUUGGUUUGUUAGUGGUGGAGAGCAUGAGUAGAAGUAAAGGGAAAAAGCUCACAUUUUACUAUGUGAGACAUUCCGCUGCCACCCAAAGAACCUGAGUUGAAAGGGUAAGGCCAGAGCUCCAAUUCCACUUCCAGUUCUCUUCCAUUGCACCCCUGGGGGCCAGGCCAGGGCCCCGAUGACCCCGUCUUACUUCCAGUGGAAUCUUAGCAAGUCUGGGAGCCACGUAGACCAGCCCUCGGGGCCCCCCCCCAACCCCUAGCAGGAAGCUACCCUCUGGAAAGUCUCUGCUUAGACAGGGCUGCUCUGGAGCCCCCAGGCACCAGCUUGAUUUCUGAGGCCUGGUUCCAAACUCAGACACGGAAAAUCUGGUUCCCUUCUGAUAGAACCUCAAGCUCUAUUAGUCUAUUAGACAGGUCUUUUAGAUAGUAAUGGACUCUCCAUAAAACGGUGCAUCUUGCCAGGCAUGGUGGCACAUGCUUGUAAUCCCAGCACUCAGGAGGCCUUUGAGACGGGAAGAUUGUUGUAAGUUCGAGACCAGCUUGGACUACAAAGUGAGCUCAAGGCCAGUCUGAACUGCAUCAUGAGACCCGGUCUCAAAAAGACCAAAAAAAUAAAACCCAAAAUGGUGCACCUUGAUCCCACAUCUGCUGCCUGUGAGUACCACACCUGCUGUUACACGGCUGGCGAGUCCACUCCCCCGCCUUGGCUUAUGACGGGCUGGCAUCACCAGGAAAGUGCUGUCUGGAACUGGCAGGUUUUUAUUCAAGCUUUCUGCUGGAUUCCACUGUCAGGAAAGCAUUUCUUCCAUAACUAUGCAGAAACAUCCCCAAGGAAUGAGUAAGUGGGGCAUGAUGACCUUAACCGCCGUGGGGAGUCCUCUCCAAAGACUGUUUUUCCUCCUCCAUGGCUACCAAAAGGUCACCUGACUUCCUGUGAUGACAUUUAAGUUAAUGUGUGCCUUUCGAUACCAUUUGCUACCCCAGAUGCUACAAUCUGCAUUUUUUUUUUACUACUAUUUUGUACAAGUUUUUAAAAAGUAAAAGGAUUCUAUGGAUGUGAA